Fragaria vesca subsp. vesca is the source of this 2777-nucleotide messenger RNA. Its product is annotated as cyclin-dependent kinase F-4-like. Gene Ontology annotation, biological process: protein phosphorylation; intracellular signal transduction. Gene Ontology annotation, cellular component: nucleus; cytoplasm. Gene Ontology annotation, molecular function: ATP binding; protein serine/threonine kinase activity. The transcript has 17 exons. The record is from RefSeq and is a predicted model, not a curated record. Lineage: Eukaryota; Viridiplantae; Streptophyta; Magnoliopsida; Rosales; Rosaceae. Bases 1010 to 2422 code for a protein of 470 amino acids.
GCUUGGAUAGCACGAAGUUCUCUCUCUUCUUCUUCUCUUGUAAAUCGCAGAAAAACAGAAAAGAGUAAAUCGGUGGAUUUUUAGGCAAAGUCGGUUCUUGACAUAACAGAAACUCUGGAUAUUCUAUCUUCUCCCGUCCUUGGCGACGGUGGUUAUGCCGCUUGGCUUUCUGGGUGUGCCGGGCUUGGAACCAAAGAGCUGUGAUAUAUUUCCCAAGACAUGGAGCAAGUACGCCUUCUGUCAAACUGCCACCAGUACCGAGUCUUUUCUUUCCAGGAAGUGCUUGACUGGAGAUUUCUUGUCCUUGGAGAUUUUCUUCUGGUUUCCUUUGUUAAUUGCACUUAGUGGUCAGUUCUGCUUAAAUGAUCAGUACAAGAGACGUGAUGCUAGCUACUUCUAAGUUCGGUGUUGGAUCUAUAGUGCAUGCUGCAUUGCUGAUACAACAUCCACUUGAAUUUUCUGGGAAAACUUCUUCAGGGGGGUGAAGUCUGCUGAUCUGUGACUGAAGAUCUCUACAUAGUUAAUAUUAGAUAAUCAGUUACGCCAAACAAAGCCUGUGCAGACUCUUUAUUACAUAGCUAUUAUUUUCUUGUUACUCUUGAUGGGUGCUGUGAGAAGCAAGAUAUCGAUUCCACACUGAUAUUUACUUCGUAUAGAUGAGAAGCUAUUAGUUAAGUUUAUGAAAGUUGGGUGACACUGUCUUGAGUUGGAGUCAUUCUUGGUGGUGGUACCAAUCGCUCUGUUCUGGUUUUAAAUCAGUAUCGAUAUGUCCUGUGGUACUUGUCCUUUCUUGCCAUCCAUGCCAUUUUGUAGUCUUGAAGCCGCGGAGUUAGUAAUGAAUAAGGCUGUGCAGCCCAUCCACCAUAAGAUUUCUGGUUUUGUGCUCUUGCAUAUCUCCUCAGAUUAAUGUUGGAUUGAGCUGGACCAGCAGGGCAGUUGUUUAUAUCUUACAGUGUUUUUUAAGGAUCAUCUUCUGAAGAUAAAUGCCAUUUAUCUUUUGCGAGUCUUUAUGCUUUCACUGAAUAAAGAAAGAGCUGCUUUGUGUUCCUCUGGAAGAAUGGAGAGGUACAAGUUAAUAAAGGAAGUUGGUGAUGGAACAUUUGGGACUGUGUGGCGAGCUAUUAAUAAGCAGACUGGUGAAGUUGUUGCAAUCAAAAAAAUGAAGAAAAGAUAUUAUUCGUGGGAGGAGUGCAUAAGUCUUCGAGAAGUUAAGUCAUUGCGUAGAAUGAGUCAUCCAAAUAUUGUGAAGCUCAAGGAAGUCAUCAGAGAACAUGACAUCUUGUACUUUGUGUUUGAAUAUAUGGAGUUUAAUCUGUACCAGCUAAUGAAAGAUAAGGAAAAGCUUUUCCCUGAAGCUCAAGUCAGAAAUUGGUGUUUUCAAGUUUUUCAAGGCCUUGCUUACAUGCAUCAGCGUGGAUAUUUUCAUCGUGACCUUAAGCCAGAGAACUUGUUGGUUACCAAAGAGUUGAUCAAAAUUGCUGACUUUGGUCUUGCACGGGAAAUUGAAUCCCAACCACCAUACACUGAAUACGUGUCGACACGCUGGUACCGAGCUCCUGAAGUGCUGCUUCAGUCAUACCUGUAUAGCUCUAAAGUUGAUAUGUGGGCGAUGGGUGCAAUCAUGGCUGAGUUGUUUAGUCUUCGCCCUCUCUUUCCGGGUGUUAGUGAAGCAGAUGAGAUACACAAGAUUUGCAGUGUGAUUGGCACUCCAAACAAGGAUACAUGGGCUGAUGGGCUUCGUCUUGCAAGGGAUAUCAACUACCAAUUUCCACAGUUUGCUGGUGUGCAUCUUUCUUCUCUGAUUUCAUCCGCUAGUGAUCAUGCAAUUAGCCUCAUUAGAUCACUUUGUUCUUGGGACCCUUCCAAGAGGCCAACAGCUGCAGAGGCUCUCCAGCAUCCUUUCUUCCAGAGUUGCUAUUAUGUUCCACCAUCCCUUCGUCCCAAAACGACUGCUAGGACACCACCAUUUGCCGGAACAAGGGGAGCAUUGGAGCAGCAAUCUGCUAGAAAGGUCUCUGGGACAUUAUCCAAUUCAAAGCUCACUAGUAGUUUUCCGUCUCCAAAGUUGCAUGCUUCUAUAGGCACUGGUGUGCACCGCAAACUGGAUAUGGCUAACCAGGAUGCUAAAAAGAAUGAUAAAUACUUGAAGAGCUCUACCAAUCAACAAAAAUAUCGUCCCCCUGGAAAGAGCAGUCCCACAGCCUCUGUGAACAAGGGAAGGGUUGCACGUGGAGUUUCAGAUGCAUCUGAGAAGCUAACGAACAUGACAAUUGGUUCCCGCAGGCAAUCUGUGGGGCAACCUCUGCGCCCACCUCCCAUGAAAGCUGGAGCCCAAUGGAUUGGCGAGACAGGAAACUUGUAUCUCAGGCCCGUUCAAGAGAUCCAACCUGGCAGAGCCUAUUCUCGGAAAGUCGCGGGAUGAGCGACGAGCGACGAGCGGCUCCUUUUAAAGCUAUAUAUGUAUUAUCUACCGUUCCUCUGGUAUCUAUCACCUGCUGCUGUUACGUGGAAUCGUCCGGAGUUUCAUGUCACAACUGGACUAUAUAUCUGCCUUGGCAUUUGGUUCUAGUGUGUAAUAAGUUUUUAAUGUGGUGGCAUGAUGUGCUGCCUAGUUUAUUACGAGUGUAUUGUGUAUUGGUUCAGUUCCAUGCAGUUGUGUUAUAAACAAUGACCUGUUGCUUCUGAACACUGUCCUGGUUUCAGUGGUUUACCAGAGAAUAAAUUGAAGCAAAUGUUUGAAUAAGAUAAUUUUCAGUGUUCGCGAUUCGUUACUGGCA